CUCGAGCUGCGGAACCUCGGAAACCCGAAUGUGAGGAGCUUACGGAUCCACAGCUGCCGCCCCCCGCAGAAAUCCGGAGCGCGGUCAGAAGCCAACUGGCGGUGGCGGCUGCAGGUAAAAAGAACGUUUUUCCAAAGAAAGUAACAUAGUUCAGAAGGAAGAAUAACAAAAAGAAAGUGCUGCAGAUUUUAUUUUACAAUAUGUAAGAAUAUCAACAGUUUCUUCAGGAUACUCAUAUUAAGGAAGCAGUCAUGUUUCAUGAGUCCUCAAAACUGUGAGACAAGAGAAUAUAGUAGAAUAAGGCCAGACGUCCUUACUGGCUCAAAGAACUCCAGGGAAACUGGGAUAGAACAUUUUACAUUAUAAGUAGAACCCCGGGAGCCAGAGGUGAAACACACGUUUAUCUGCAGAACUACGCUGCAGAGCUGAGCUGGGUCUGGAAGAAAUGGAUGAGAGCCACUGGAUGAAAUUCACUAAUACUAGACACCUGAGUCCUCUAGUAAUAGAUUUGUGAAUGAACUGUGCUAAGUAUGGAUUCAGGUGGUGGAAGUCUUGGAUUGCACACAUCAGACCCUAGAAUGGCACAUACCAUGAUUAUGCAGGAUUUUGUCGCUGGAAUGGCUGGUACUGCACAUAUCGAUGGAGACCAUAUUGUUGUUUCAGUUCCUGAGGCUGUAUUAGUUUCUGAUGUUGUCACAGAUGAUGGGAUAACUCUUGAUCAUGGCCUCGCAGCUGAAGUUGUCCAUGGGCCUGAUAUCAUCACCGAGACUGAUGUAGUAACAGAAGGUGUAAUUGUUCCUGAAGCUGUACUUGAGGCUGAUGUUGCUAUUGAAGAAGAUUUAGAGGAAGAUGAUGGUGAUCACAUCUUGACAUCUGAGCUAAUUACAGAAACUGUUAGAGUUCCUGAGCAGGUUUUUGUGGCUGACCUUGUUACUGGUCCUGAUGGACACUUAGAACAUGUGGUCCAAGAUUGUGUUUCAGGAGUUGACUCUCCCACAAUGGUAUCAGAGGAGGUUCUUGUAACUAAUUCAGAUACAGAAACUGUGAUUCAAGCAGCUGGCAGUGUUCCUGGUUCUACAGUUACUAUUAAAACUGAAGAUGAUGAUGAUGAUGAUGAUGAUGAAGAUGAUGAUGAUGAUGUCAAGAGCACUUCUGAAGACUACUUAAUGAUAUCUUUGGAUGAUGUUGGGGAAAAAUUAGAGCAUAUGGGGAACACACCAUUAAAAAUCAGUAGUGAUGGUUCACAAGAAGAUGUUAAAGAAGAUGGAUUUGGUUCAGAAGUAAUAAAAGUGUAUAUAUUUAAAGCUGAGGCUGAAGAUGACGUUGAAAUAGGUGGAACGGAAAUUGUCACAGAGAGUGAGUACACCAAUGGGCAUUCUGUAGCUGGAGUGCUUGACCAGAGCCGAAUGCAGCGGGAGAAGAUGGUUUACAUGGCAGUUAAAGAUUCUUCUCAAGAAGAUGAUAUCAGUUGCGCUGAAAUAGCAGAUGAAGUUUACAUGGAAGUCAUUGUAGGGGAAGAGGAAGGAACUUCUCUCCCUGAGACUCAGCUUGAGGACUCUGAUGUUAAUAAAACAAUUGUCCCUGUUGUCUGGGCUGCGACAUAUGGAGAUGAAAGAAGAGUUUCUCGAAGGUAUGAAGAUUGUCAGUCAUCAGGAAAUACUUUGGACUCAACCUUAGAAAACAGAAGUAGUACAGCAGCACAAUACCUUCAAAUUUGUGAUAACAUUAAUACAAAUAAAGUACUUAAACAAAAAGCUAAGAAGAGGAGAAGGGGAGAAAUGAGGCAGUGGCAAACAGCUGUUAUAAUAGGCCCUGAUGGACAGCCCCUGACGGUAUACCCUUGCCAUAUUUGCACAAAAAAGUUUAAAUCCAGGGGAUUCUUGAAAAGACACAUGAAGAAUCAUCCUGAUCAUUUGAUGAGAAAAAAAUAUCAGUGUACAGAUUGUGACUUUACAACUAACAAGAAAGUGAGUUUCCAUAACCACUUAGAAAGCCAUAAGCUUAUAAACAAAGUUGACAAAACCCAUGAAUUUACGGAAUACACACGAAGGUACAGAGAGGCUAGUCCAUUGAGUUCAAAUAAACUUAUAUUAAGAGACAAGGAGCCGAAGAUGCACAAGUGCAAAUACUGCGACUAUGAAACUGCAGAACAAGGACUGUUAAACCGACAUUUACUGGCUGUUCACAGCAAGAACUUUCCUCAUGUUUGUGUUGAGUGUGGGAAGGGCUUUCGACAUCCUUCUGAACUCAAGAAGCAUAUGAGAACCCAUACUGGUGAGAAGCCAUAUCAAUGUCAGUAUUGUGUCUUCAGGUGUGCAGAUCAAUCAAAUUUGAAAACUCACAUUAAGUCUAAGCAUGGUAACAAUUUGCCAUAUAAAUGUGAGCAUUGUCCCCAAGCAUUUGGUGAUGAGAGGGAACUUCAACGCCAUCUGGAUUUGUUUCAAGGACAUAAGACACACCAGUGUCCUCAUUGUGACCAUAAGAGCACCAACUCAAGUGACCUUAAGCGGCACAUCAUAUCUGUCCACACUAAGGAUUUUCCUCACAAAUGUGAGGUCUGUGAUAAAGGUUUCCAUCGUCCUUCUGAGCUCAAAAAGCAUAGUGAUAUCCAUAAGGGUAGGAAGAUUCAUCAGUGUAGGCACUGUGACUUUAAAACAUCAGAUCCAUUUAUUCUUAGUGGUCAUAUCCUUUCAGUUCAUACUAAGGAUCAGUCAUUGAAGUGUAAAAGGUGCAAAAGAGGGUUCAGACAACAAAAUGAGCUCAAAAAGCAUAUGAAGACUCACACUGGAAGGAAGAUUUACCAAUGUGAGUAUUGUGAAUACAGCACUACAGAUGCAUCUGGCUUUAAACGACAUGUGAUAUCAAUACAUACAAAAGACUAUCCACACAGGUGUGAAUUCUGCAAGAAGGGAUUCCGAAGACCAUCAGAAAAAAAUCAGCAUAUUAUGAGGCACCACAAGGAGGCUCUUAUGUAAUAAGAUCAAUAUAAAGAAAGAAGCUAUUUAGAAAAUAUGACAUGCUACAUGGGAAGAUAAUUUCAUGAACUGUUUCACCUGGUUACAAAGCUUGAUAUUAAAUCGUAAAUUUACAUUCUUUUUAUUAAAGAUGUUAAGAUAUUUGAAUUGAGAGGGGAUCUCAUAGCCCUUUGAAAUUAGUUAAAGAAUUUAAGGAGCACCAUAGAAUGGUUGCAGAAAACCUUAUUUUCUAUUUAAUAGUAUUAUAAUCAUAAUUCAGCUACAGAGGGGAAGAGCAAAGGCAACCACUUUAUUUGGCUGAUCAUACUAGAGACAGAUGUUUCUGAAAAGAUCAUAUCUAAUUGAGGAGUUUAGCAAUGCUUUGCUAUCUCAAGCAAGUGUCACUUUUAUGCCGUUUUAGAAAUGGAGUGGGGAAAAUAAAAUGCAGUCAUCCAUUAGUCACUUAGUCAUUGAGCCUUUAUAUGGUACCUGGAAAUUGAAUUCCAGAAAUGGCAAAAGUUUUGUGUAUUCAUCAAUAGAAAUUUCACUGGAAAACAGGUUAGAUUAAUUCAAUACUAUUUAAAAGAAUUUCAGAGCUGCUAAGAUUUUAACACAGGAUAGGAUGUUUAAAAUAUAGCAUUCUGUACUGAAGUCUAAAGAUUAAAGUUCCCCUUUUUUUGAUGUUCAAGUUGAUUGUUGUUAAGUGUGGCAUAUAUGACAGAAGUAUAUUUGAGUCAAACGUGGCUUUCUAAAAUGGAUGCAACAGUAAUGUUGCAAAGUUAGCACUAUAUUUCUUAAUGAUCUAAAGAUUAAAUUGAGAGAACACAGUUUUCUUAAAUAUUAUGUUUAGAGGCUUUCUUUAGGACAGUCAUAGCAAGUAUGAUUGUUCUAGUCUUACUUGCUCUAAUGUUUAAAGGUGCAAUUUUACGCCAUUAUUGAAAAUUUUGAUUUUUAAAAUCUAUAUACCAUAUUAUUAACAUGCAUUUUCAAUAUGAGGCAGUAUUUAUGCGGUAUUUAACAAAACACUAUGCUGCCAAUAGAGCUUGGAGGUGGAUAUUCAGUUUACAGUGUAUAAAUUUAAAAUAUGCAUCCCUUUAACAAUGCUUUAUGUUAGCAUGCUGCAAAUCAACAUGGCGCUUAAAAUAAAAAGCAGGUUUAGGGAAAUUUAAUGAAAAUCCUGUUCAUAAAUGUAAUGCAUAUGA
Molecule: messenger RNA, 4156 nt
Organism: Mesoplodon densirostris (Blainville's beaked whale)
Lineage: Eukaryota; Metazoa; Chordata; Mammalia; Artiodactyla; Ziphiidae
Gene: ZNF711
Product: zinc finger protein 711
Exons: 11
Coding region: 531-2975 (814 amino acids)
Biological process (GO): regulation of transcription by RNA polymerase II
Cellular component (GO): nucleus
Molecular function (GO): DNA-binding transcription factor activity, RNA polymerase II-specific; metal ion binding; RNA polymerase II transcription regulatory region sequence-specific DNA binding
Source: RefSeq, a predicted model, not a curated record